AUGUUUGAAUAUGAUCUGACUUCUCCGGCCGAUACUGACCUUGAUUUGACUUUUGAAACACCAUCAGCACCUCAAAAUUCAUCUCAACCAACAUUCUCACCCUAUCAAUUUGUUGCUACGACAUUGGACAAAUCCUCGUAUAAUUAUUAUCCAACACCCUAUAGCCAAUAUUCAUUGACACUUUUGGCUGUUUUCAAAGUGAACUUUUAUGCGAACUCGGCAACACCCAAUAACAUUACCUUGGGUAGUAUCUUUACCUAUCCUCGUGGAAUUUUGAAUACUUAUGGAAACACUGUAGUGCAAUACAUCUUUGAUGGUAGUCGAUUCGUUCAACCACAAGAAACCUUUACCACACGCGCUGGAGUUGUGUUUUAUCAAUAUAAUUUGACACAGGGUCAACAAGUAAUUUUUGGAGUAUUCGGAUAUCAAUUCACACCUCGAUUGUAUUCAGCCAUUUCUGUGCCUGGACCAAGUCAAUAUCAAUUUACACUCGACUCAACUCGACAACAAUAUUUAACGAUAACAUUCCCUUAUCAACCCAAAACUCAAAACAAUAUCCCAUCCUUUAGUUUGGGCUCUAACAUUCCAAGCUCUUAUAAUUUACCUUCUGGUUAUAUAGCUUUGACCUCUUUCCAAUAUAGCACUUCUGUGAACGGACCUGAUACCACAAGCCAGCAAUGGAUUUUCGCAUUCAAUUCUCUCUAUGGCUUCACUGAUGUGAAUGGCAAAUCUGUUUCAAUUAGAACAUCUACUUUGAAUUGUGCAUGUGCUUCUUCAUCAUAUUCAUCAUUUAACACCAUAUAUGCUGCUGAUCUAUCUAAUAAUCAAUUGGUUUGCAGUAAUUAUGGACUUGCAUGCAAUUAUUUUGCUGUCAUAGCCAAGCCAACAGUGUUACCAAGCCCAUCUCCAUCUUCACCAUCACCUAGUAGCAUUACCAGGCUCACACUUGGCAGUAGUAUUUCUAGUAAUAUUUAUUCUAGUUCAGAAAGCAAAUAUUACAAAGUUUCAUUGUAUUCUGACACCACUGUGACCAUUUCAAUUUACGCAUCGAGUGGAUAUGGUUCAAUUUAUAUUUCAAAAGACUCUGUUCCAACAUCAACAAAUUACGAUCAAUUAAGAAGUGUAUCUUCAUACACAACCACACUCUACGUGACCAGUUACUCUUCAUAUUCGAGAGAAAUUUACAUUAUGGUCACUCCUUCUUCAAGUUAUAUGAGUUUUACAAUUAGUGCCUCUUCACAAAGUAUUUAUUAUUCGUCAACUUAUCCGCAAAUGAUUACUGGAAUUGUUUUUGCUAGCAUAUUUGGUCUAUUUUCCUUGAUUGCAAUUAUUGUUGUUAUCAUUACCAUUAACAAAAACAAAAACAGACCGUAUGUGAAUGUGUAA
Messenger RNA from Naegleria lovaniensis, 1386 nucleotides. RefSeq lists its product as uncharacterized. The record is from RefSeq and is a predicted model, not a curated record. Lineage: Eukaryota; Heterolobosea; Eutetramitea; Acrasida; Naegleriidae. The coding region runs from base 1 to 1386 and encodes 461 amino acids. The transcript has a single exon.